Molecule: messenger RNA, 780 nt
Organism: Penicillium cosmopolitanum
Lineage: Eukaryota; Fungi; Ascomycota; Eurotiomycetes; Eurotiales; Aspergillaceae
Product: rRNA-processing protein NSA2
Exons: 6
Coding region: 1-780 (259 amino acids)
Biological process (GO): maturation of 5.8S rRNA; maturation of LSU-rRNA
Cellular component (GO): nucleolus; preribosome, large subunit precursor
Source: RefSeq, a predicted model, not a curated record
AUGUUCACUUUUAUAGCAGUAGAGUAUAUCGAGCGCUGGACAAAGCAGCAUGGAAAGCGUCUCGAUCACGAUGAGCGAGUCCGCAAGCGCCAAGCGCGUGAAUCCCACAAGCAAUCACACAAUGCCCAGAACCUCACUGGUCUGAGGGCCAAGCUGUACCAGCAGAAGCGUCACAAGGAGAAGAUCCAGAUGAAGAAGCGCAUCAAGGAGCAGGAAGAGAAGAAUGUCAAGUCCUCCGCUCCCGACGAGCCCUCCAAGACUCCUCUGCCCCAGUACCUGCUCGACCGAUCCCAGGCUACCAACGCCAAGGCCCUGUCCAGUGCUAUCAAGGAUAAGCGAAAUGAGAAGGCUGCCAAGUUCGCCGUCAAGGGUAUCAGUGAGGAGGAGAUGUUCAAGGUUGUCAACACCGGAAAGAAGACUCACCAGAAGUCCUGGAAGCGCAUGAUCACCAAGCCCACUUUCGUCGGUAGUGACUUCACUCGUCGCCCCGUCAAGUACGAGCGUUUCAUCCGUCCCAUGGGUCUGCGUUACAAGAAGGCCAAUGUCACACACCCCGAGCUUGGUGUCACUGUCCAACUGCCCAUCUUGUCCGUCAAGAAGAAUCCCCAGAACCCUCUGUACACUCAGCUGGGUGUUCUGACCAAGGGUACCAUUAUGGAGGUCAACGUCUCCGAGCUUGGUCUUGUUACCACCAGCGGUAAGGUUGUCUGGGGUAAAUGGGCUCAGGUCACCAACGUGCCCGAGAAUGACGGUUGCGUCAAUGCUGUUCUCCUCGUCUAG